AUUUAACGAAUGUCAAAGUGGUUAGAUUUAAGCCUAACUUGUACACAACUAAACUUCAAUCAAAGUGUUACCAAUACAUACAAUAAUCGUAAAAAUCCAUAAAUAUUUAUUCAAUAGAUAGUCCCAUGAAUCUCAUAGUGGAUCUUUAUAAGAAUUAACGUUAUGGAUAAUUGUAUUUAGGAAAUAUCAAUGCUGCUAACGAUAUUAAAUAUUUAAGAGAGCAUUCUAUCAAUGCCAUUGUAGCUGUUAUUGAUACAAGUGAAAUCAGAAUAGAUCCAACCAUGACUAGAUUAGUAUCAAUAUCUUAUCAUAAUUAGUGGAUUAUGGCUGAAGAUGCAGAGAAUUUUGAUCUAUAUCGUUACUUUGAUGAAUGUGCAAACUUCAUACGAGAUCAUAUUAAGAACACUAAUGUUUUUGUUCAUUGUUAUGCUGGUAUCUCUAGAUCUGCUUCUGUAGUAAUUGCAUACAUGAUCAAACACUUAGGGUAUUCUCUUAAAGAAGCACUCAGAAAAGUGAAAGGAGCAAGAUCUAUUGUUGAACCUAAUUCAGGUUUUAUGAAACAAUUAUAAGAUUAUGAAUACAAAUAGAAUCUUAAUUCUCAUCAAGGAACAAGAAAUGGAUCAUCUUUUCAUUCCAACCCUAGAGGAUCAGUUACAUCUGCAACCAAAGGAUCUUUGCAUAGUGCCAAACCGUCAUUUCUAGAUAGAAUGCCUUCAGGAUCAAAGGAUCUUAAGCGAGACAUUGAAAGUCCAUGUGUAAGUUAAUUUUAUGUUAAUGGCUCUUCUAAAUAAACUAAUAAUAAUAAUAACAAUCCUAAAAGUUUUUUUAAAUAAGGAAGUGUUGGAAGUCUUUUAAAAUAGACUAAUAAUGAGGACUUCUUUAGACGAUAUUAAAAAUAAAAGAAUGUUGAAAAUAUUUGGAAUCAAGGAAUGCAUGGACAUCAUAAAUCGGCUUUUGAAAUUAAAUGUGACAAAAUAGAAUAAGUCAAAUUGACUCUCUAAACAUUUGGUGUCAAGAAUGUUUUUAAUUCCUCAAAUAGUAAUGGAUUACAUUUUCAUCACAAAGGAUUAUCUUAGGGUUGA
This is a messenger RNA of Paramecium sonneborni, 1082 nucleotides long. The record is from the annotation of a GenBank genome assembly. Lineage: Eukaryota; Ciliophora; Oligohymenophorea; Peniculida; Parameciidae.